Molecule: messenger RNA, 1362 nt
Organism: Aedes aegypti (yellow fever mosquito)
Lineage: Eukaryota; Metazoa; Arthropoda; Insecta; Diptera; Culicidae
Gene: Or38
Product: odorant receptor 10a
Exons: 6
Coding region: 835-1224 (129 amino acids)
Biological process (GO): detection of chemical stimulus involved in sensory perception of smell; sensory perception of smell
Cellular component (GO): plasma membrane
Molecular function (GO): odorant binding; olfactory receptor activity
Source: RefSeq, a predicted model, not a curated record
AGUUUUUGAAAAAUGUCCCGCUUCGCUUUUGCUGAAGGACCCGCUCAAUACCGACCGUUUCAGUUGCAAAAGCGACUGUUUCGCGUUCUAGGUUACUACCCGGGUGAUGAACGGUUGGUCCAUUGGGGCAUGCUUUUGGUGUUGUUCUUUCACUACUGGUCCCAAGUGAUGCUCAUCUACUGGGAGGGAAAGCACGCGUGGAUCAAAAUCGGCGAAGGGGAUCUUCAACCGGCACUGGAAGGAAUCUGCCCAACGCCUUCGCGAUUCGGGGGAAUCCUCAAGUGUUGCAUCCUGAUCUGGAAACGCAAACAGUUGAAACAGCUUUUGGACACUUUGAAAGGAUGGUUUGACCGUGAGGAACCGCGUGAGAAGAAAAUAAACCAAUGGGCGACUUACUGGGGAUAUCAGUUCACUUACUGGGAGCUAAUGUUCACCCAUUUGACUUGUGUGUUCUACUGUUUGCUCCCGGUAGCAGCGAUGCUGUUUCACUUCGUGAAACAACCAGAUGAACCAAGAAUUUACAUUCUACCAUUCAAAUUAGCGCUCCCUUUCGACUACUGCAAAUCGCCCGUCUUUGAGAUCACCUACAUCAUCAUGUGCUACAUAGCCUAUCCUCCCAUCUUCAUGAUGGCCGGCGGUGACGGUUUGUUCAUCGGAGUUUGUCUACUGAUUUCGAGCCAGUAUCGUAUCGUGCAGCGGGAGCUGGAAGCUCUGGGUCAAUCCACUGACAUCGAUUAUCAUGGAGAGGUCACCGCCGAGGAGAACGACCAUAUUUUCGAGCAACUGAAAUUGAUUGCCUAGCGGCACAACCGGACGAUUGAUACCACCGAGGAAAUGUCGCGUCUAUUUUUGCAGAAUGUGUUUGCUAGCUUUACCAUUGCAGCAAUCAAGAUUGGCAUAGCCUGCAUUACGGUGAUGAAGGCAGAAGGACUCAAUAAACUCAUCUUUGUGUGGUACUCGCUGGGCAUCCUGACGGAGAUAUACCUCUACUCGUACGGUGGAACGCAGCUGAUGGAAGAGAGUGAGAAACUAAGCCGGACCGCGUACGAUUUUCCCUGGUAUCGCUACCGAAAGAACGUUCGACAGAUCAUCCAGAUGAUGAUGCUCCGUGCACAAAAGCCAUCCCGCGUCGACGUGCCUUUCUUUGAAGCUUCGGUUGUUACGUUUUCAACGAUUCUUCGCACCGCUGGAUCUUACGUAGCCUUGAUGCAAACCUUUUUGUAAAUGUUGAUUGACCGAUGAUAUUUAGUUGAAUAUGCUACAUUUCUAAUUGUUAAGAUUACAUAUUACCGCUUUUUUAGGAUAGCAUGCACAAGAGCCAAUGUUUAGUUCCAUAAAAUAAAGUUAAUUCGCAACAUCCAA